Molecule: messenger RNA, 2285 nt
Organism: Chelonus insularis
Lineage: Eukaryota; Metazoa; Arthropoda; Insecta; Hymenoptera; Braconidae
Gene: Epp
Product: Ecdysteroid phosphate phosphatase
Exons: 4
Coding region: 115-1950 (611 amino acids)
Molecular function (GO): protein binding
Source: RefSeq, a predicted model, not a curated record
AUAGAUAUAUAUAAAUAUGCGUUGUGAACCGCACCUUUUCUCUAUCAUACUCUUGUGUUACAUAUAUAUGUAUGUGUAUAACAGCUAAAACACAAUUCCAAGUGAUGUGCCGCUAUGGCGACGUUACCACCUCGUAAAAAUCCAACACCAACGAAAAUAUCCAAGGAACACCUGACACCAUUGCAAACUUUAUUGCAGCUUGGUUUUCCUAAACAUCGAGCGGAGAAGGCAUUAGCUGCUACAGGCCAUCGAGGGGCUCAACUGGCAUCAGAUUGGCUUUUAGCACAUGUUCGAGAUCCCAGUCUUGAUUCUGAAGAGCCUAGAGAAUACAUUCUUUAUGCUUGUCCAACUGGAAUUUUUGCAGAAAAGCUGGCAAAGUUUUGGGAAGAAAGCAGAGAGUUAGAAUGGAAUAAGGCACAUAAUUACAUGCCCCAUAUUACAUUAUUAAGUUUUUUCAAGGUACCUGAUGAAUCUGCUGAACAAGUAGCAAAUGCUCUAGAAACUUUAAUUGACCAAAAUAAAUGCAUAGACCGUGUCAAUUUAGAAACAUAUAUAUCGCCUAAUUUCAUGGGCCUAUUUGUUGCUGAUAAACAUGCCGAAAUCUUAGAAUCCAUUGCCAACCGAUACGUUAAUAAAUUGGCGAGCCUAGGAAUCACUGCCGAAGUUCAUACACAAUCCCUUCAUAUUUCUUUGGCCUAUCAAUUUUCAAGUGAAUUUUUUCAAUCACUUCGAUCUAUGGUAGAAAAGCUUAAUCCCAUUUCGUCAACUAGCUGGGAGUUAAGACUUUACUCUCGUGAUGCUCGUUUUCGAGAUACUCAUGUCCACAAAGUUACUCAUGCACAUAUUCCUCGCGAGUAUGAUGAAUUGGAGUUAAGACCAGGAGAUUAUAUUUAUUUACCUGCAAAUGCUUGUGAUGGUUCUAUUGAUGGUUGGGUUGAAGGUGUUUCAUGGUUAACUGGCACUUCAGGAUACUUACCUCUUAAUCACACUCAACGUACAGCUGAGACUGAUUCAUGGACCUUGCACGCUACAGUACAAAUACCUGAGACAAAUACCGAUGCAUCAGAAUCUGAAAUUCCAAGAUGUAGAAAACCUCCAGUUCUCUCUUCAAGCGAAUCUGUGGAUACUCCUGAUGGAAUUGUCACUGAUGAUGAACCAAUUGAAGGAUCAUUACCUCCUUUAACAUCAUCAAGAGAAAUCUAUAUUUGCCGACAUGGAGAACGGGUAGAUUUUACUUUUGGAGCAUGGAUUCCAUAUUGUUUUGAACCAAAUGGUAGUUAUAUACGGAGAGAUCUGAAUAUGCCUAGAGAAUUACCAACAAGAAAUAUUCAAGAUUUUCAAAAUGAUAGUCCUCUAACAACACUAGGUGGGAUCCAAGCUAACUUAGUUGGGGAAGCAAUGAAAUCAUCUAAUGUCAAAAUAGACGUUGCCUUUGCAUCUCCAUCUUUAAGAUGUAUUCAAACGUUGUCGCAAAUUUUAAAAGGACUUGAAUCAACUAUUGAGAUUAAAGUUGAGCCAGGUUUAAUUGAAUGGUUAGCAUGGUAUCCAAAUGGUCUACCAACUUGGAUGAGUUAUGAGGAAUUAAUGAAAGCAGGAUUUAAUAUUGAUAAAAAUUACAUACCAAUAGUAAAAACGAAAGAAUUGCCAGCACGAGAAAAUGCUGCACAAUAUUAUGAACGAAGUCAUAAAUUAAUGGAACAAAUUAUUGAUAGUACUGUAGGUAAUAUUCUAAUAGUAGCUCAUGCUGCAUCAUUAGCAGCUUGCACAAGACAAUUAACUGGUGGUCGGGUACCUUCUGCAGCAGAAGUUACACGGUUAGUUCAAAGAGUACCAUAUUUAGCUUGUUUAACUGCUCGUAAAGAAAUAGAUGGAUGGCAGCUUCAUCCUCCGCCAUUUCCACCUAUUACUCACACUAGCAACAAUAGAUUUGAUUGGAAAAUAUUAAUGUAAUUGUUUAAAUCUAUACUCAUUCUGUUUAACGUAUUACAAGAGCAAUCGUAAAGACUGUUAUGAUACAAUGAAUUUUUAUAAAUUUAAGGCCUCGUAUGAAUCAAAUUUUACAUUUACUGUUAUAUUGUAUAAUAUUUAUCAAUUAUUUAGUAUUUAUGGGGUAAAAAUUAUUUCUUUGACAUAAUCAAAUUUUAUAGAAGAAAAUAAUCAUUAUAAAAUCUUUUAGUAGAAAAUUCAAUUCGAAUUUUGCAUUUUACAUUAGCUUUAAUGUUCAUUUAUUAACUUUAGAAGUUUUAUUACUUUUUUUUAGAGAGAUCAUAUUUUAACUUGAAAAA